UAUGACCUUUUGCCUCAACCACAACAACAAAAUAGAACGAGAGGAAGAGGGAGAAAGAGCGUGGGAAAUCAUAGCUUGAAAAUGGCAGCCUCAGCUCUUCCAAUCACUGGAUGCAUUAUCCCCUCCACCCCGCGUCAAUCCUUCUUCACGCAACGUCCUGCUUCUAUUUUGCAAUGGAAUUUGAUGGGAAAGCAGCAUCCAAGACAAAAUGCGCAUAAGAGGGGUGCGUUUCAAAUGCUAGCCACUCCUAAUGCAUCUUCCGGAAAGGGGAGUUUUAGGAAAGAAGUACUUAUGGUAGAUCCAUUGGAGGCCAAGAAAAUUGCUGACAAGCAAAUGGUAGUGAUAAAAACAGAAGAGAGAUAUGAGAGAAGGCGUCAAAUUGAAGCGAUCAAUGGAGCAUGGGCGAUGAUUGGCCUCACAAUUGGUUUAGUCAUCGAAGGUCAUACAGGAAAGAGUUUCUUGGGUCAGCUCGAUGGAUAUCGGCAUGCUGUUCUGAGCUUCUUCGUCUGGUGGUAGAAGUUUUCCCAUUCGGGCAUUUGAGUUUAUAGCCGUAGAUUGAUGGAGUUUGUACAUGUUCAAGAGAUUUACAUUCAUCCCUACCAAAUUCGCAAAAAAAAAAUCUGCUUACCAUCUAAUUCUUGUAUUUUAUUGUUUUUAUCAUCACAUUUAAUCAGACAACUCCGUUCAUGCUGAUUCUUUCAGCAAAAGAAAUUCCAAUGAUAGAAACACAUUGAAACCAAUGUGAUUUGAUUUGA
This is a messenger RNA of Spinacia oleracea (spinach), 755 nucleotides long. RefSeq lists its product as uncharacterized. Gene Ontology annotation, cellular component: chloroplast thylakoid membrane. The transcript has 5 exons. The record is from RefSeq and is a predicted model, not a curated record. The coding region runs from base 82 to 516 and encodes 144 amino acids. NCBI's taxonomy places the organism in Eukaryota, Viridiplantae, Streptophyta, Magnoliopsida, Caryophyllales, Amaranthaceae.